Molecule: messenger RNA, 541 nt
Organism: Oryctolagus cuniculus (rabbit)
Lineage: Eukaryota; Metazoa; Chordata; Mammalia; Lagomorpha; Leporidae
Source: RefSeq, a predicted model, not a curated record
AUGCCCAGUUCGAUUGUCCCCAAAGACCACCAAGAAGCCCAUACCUCUGUAAAACACACGAAAGUUUUAUUACAGGCCUGGGCCUGGACUCUCGACCAUCACCGAUGCAGUGGGUUUGAAUUGAGAGCCCCGACUUUGCAGUUAACAGGGUUUGAAGGAUGCAGGGGCGGCCUGCAUCGCUGUCUGGCCUGCGCGAGGUACUUCAUUGACUCCGCCAACCUGAAGACCCACUUCCGGUCCAAAGACCACAAGAAAAGGCUGAAGCAGCUGACCGUGGAGCCCUACAGUCAGGAAGAGGCAGAGAGGGCGGCGGGCAUGGGCUCCUACAUGCCCCCCAAGAGGCUGGCGGUGCCCGCAGAGGUGUCCACUGAGGUUCCUGAGAUGGACACGUCUUCUACGUGACAGGGCCUGCAGCUGCGGGGCCUGCAUGGACAGUGACACGAGGGCUGGUCUGGGAGAGAGAUCCAGCCACUCGGGUUUGGGAAGUGACCGCUCUCUGGGUGUUCUCCCCAAAUAAAGGAACUGGACAAAGAAAAAAAAA